CUGGAUUCAUUGUGUCUCCGGUCCCAAUGUAAGCCUUGAGAUAUCCGAGGACUGCCUGUAUCUGGGCCAUCGUGCUCGUUAGGAGUUGAUGGGUGAUGGGCUCCGGCCCCUGUGGGCUGUGGAGUGUGGGCGCAAGGCUCGACUACUCUACAGUCUACGGGCAUUGACUGCCCGCAGAAAUUCCAGGAAUUCAUCACAUAUUAGACUGAAGACGUACGGGUAUGGUAUGGUCAGGUGACUUGACCUAGCUACUAAAUUUCGAUGUGCUUUCAUACCGAUAUAACGGAGACACCAAUUAGCUAUCCCAGUCUUCCAGAACACCUUGCAUCCCAAAACCCGUUGCAUUAUGUCAACGGUGGACGGCUGCUGGAAUUGUCAUGGGACGGACUGGGGGGUGGGUGUGUGGAGAUGGGUACGGAAGAAUUCCAGCAACUUGCCAGCGCUGGUUUCCUGCGGUAUUCCUCAAAAAAUAUGCGCAUGUACAAAUCGGUUCGUUUCAGGGGUUAGAUACAGCAUUUCCUUUCACCUAAAUUCAGGAGUUUUUCCACUUCCAAGGAGCGCACAAGUCUAUGCCGACCGCCUUUUCAGCUUUUGCAAUCUUGUGUACUACAUGCCAAUCUAUCUAUCUCGCCAACUAGCAGCCAUACACUCCAAGCGAAAGACAGGCCGCUCUACUGUUCUCCCUCCAAACGCCACGGCGGUUCCGGGUGCAGAAAGCGAGCUUCAAUCCUCAACAAAGCGAUGUGCAGCCCUGCUGACUGCCGUGACACCCAUGUGUUCCGCACGCGAAAGCCAUGUGGUAACCAUGUGCUGGCCACGCGGGACAAUCUCAAAGGUUCCGGCCGGAAUCAGGCGCAGAAUGUGGCGUGUAUUGGAUCAUGGUCCAUGGAUGGCGGGAUGGAAACACGGCAGUAAAUGUGACAGAUCCAGACCCUUCCCCUUCGGCUCUUGAAUACACCUAGCUGCAGACGCAGCAGGAAUCAGGAUGCCACCGUGGCCCGGAUUCCAACCGGAAGGUCAGGCUCCGAGAAAUGGGAGCGAUGCU
This is a messenger RNA of Eremomyces bilateralis CBS 781.70, 1045 nucleotides long. RefSeq lists its product as uncharacterized. The transcript is spliced from 2 exons. The record is from RefSeq and is a predicted model, not a curated record. NCBI's taxonomy places the organism in Eukaryota, Fungi, Ascomycota, Dothideomycetes, Eremomycetales, Eremomycetaceae. The coding region runs from base 347 to 952 and encodes 201 amino acids.